AUGGCAGACCCCAUCAUGGACCUCUUUGAUGACACACCGCUGUUCAACCUGGAUGCCCUGCCAGGCGAUGCCUUCACCCAGGGCUCCUCAGACCCUGUGGAGGAGGCUCUGAAGCUGGCUCUGGGGCAGGUUGAACCCCUCCCCGAACCCACCCCAGCUCUCAGCAUACCAGUGGCAGCUCCAACCAUCCCAGACCCAGUCCCUGUGCAGCAGCAGGUCCCAGUCCCGGUCGCCCUCCCUCAGACUGUUUCAAUAGCUUCAACAGUACCUCAGACAACACUCUCUGUAGCCAGUAACACUAGUCGGGCUGCCACAAUCCUGCUGGGCUCACCUCUGACUGUCAAUAGCUCUGCUGGCACCACACAACAGAUCACCACGCAACAAUUCACCACACAGCAGCUCGCACAGAUCGCCCAGCAGCUUACUCCUCAGCAGCUAGCUGCCAUCACCCAGCAGGCCGGAGGGCAGGGAGGCUCCAAGAUCGUCAUCCUGAAAGGACCUGGGGGGCAUGCACAGGUGCUGCAGACUGUUGCUGGGACAGGAUCCCAAGGGGGAAAGGUCACCUUUGCCAGGGUACUGUCUGGAACCCAACUUAGGCCUGGCAUGCAGAUACUGUCUGGAGGAACGGUCCUGAACCAAGCAUCUCCUGGGCAGGGACAGGUGAAGGUGGGGACCGGGAUACAGAGGCUAGUUCAGUCGCCCAACGGACCCCUAAAGCAGGUGCAGCUGAUCUCCAUGCCCCAGGGCCAGUCCCAGGGCCAGACGCAGACUGUCCAGAUGCAAAUACCGCAGGCCCAGCUUGCCCAAGCGCAGGCUCAAGUGCAGCUCCAAACCCAAGGACAGGCGAUGCAGAUGAAGCAAAUCCAGCUACAGCCCCAGACACAGGUGCAGCUGCAGUCUGCCAUGCAAACACAGGUUACCGCCACUGCUACAGGCACCACUUCAGUCCGACCACAAGGGGUCACCCUCACUACAGUACCACAGCAGGUAUGACUGACCUCUGAACUCAGUUUGACCUUACCAUCAGAAUUGUCAUGCUAUGUUUUGAGUAGUCAGGAAUACAAUGACCUGGUCUCUUCACCUCAGGUCUCAAGAUUGUACAUUUGUAAUUUAAUCAACAUCUUCUCAUUUCUAACUGAUAAUUGCUCUUUCUCCUCUCAGGGUGAAGCUAAGAGGAUCACCCUGGUGCUGCAGCAGCCCCAUGGUGGCACGGCCCAGGGGGGUACUGUGACAGUGGGUGGGUCGGGUCAACUGCAGCAGGGCCAGCAGCAGAGGCUGGUGUUGGGUAACCUCCCAGGGAAGCUGGUCCUCCAGGGGGGUCAGCUGGCUGCGCUCACCCAGGCCAGGGCAGGGCAGACGGGGGCUCAGCCUAAAGUGCUUACCAUCCAGCUGCAGGUGCAGCAGCAACCCAACCAACAGGGGGGACCCAAGGUAAGGAGGAGUGGCCUGAAUUAGUAAUUACAAAUUAUCCCCUCUCAUUUAACUAAUCAGAAAUACUGACCUGUUCUAUGAAGACUUUGAUCUGUAACUUGAACUGUCUCUGUCCUGCAGUUUCAGCUGGUGUCUGGAGGGCAAGGUAGCAGCCCACAGGUGGUUCAGAUCUCCCAGGGGCAAGGUGGACAGAGACUGGCCAUGCCCCUCAAACUGCUGCUGCAACCACAGGUAUACACACACACAUGCCUCAUUUCUCAAUAUAUGAACUGCACAUCUCACUAAUCAGUGUUUUUUUUUUUUCCUUACUCUGAACUCUUCCAUCUCUUUCCCCAGAUGAGCUCCACCUCCACAGCAGGUGGUGGCGUCUCCAUAGUGAAGGUCAUCAACACUUCAGCUGCCGGCUCUGCCCCUUCCACCACCACCACUAUGGCAUCGACAGGGAUACGGCUGGCCAAGGCCCAGGAGCCUGUACGGCGCGUGGAGAUCCUUGGCAAGCAGGAGAAGGCCAACCGCAUCGUGGCCGAGGCCAUCGCCAGAGCAAAGGCCAGAGGAGAGAGGAACAUUCCACGAGUCCUCAACCAGGAUGAACUGCCUGCUGGACAGAAGGCCGCUGACCAAGGGGCCGCUGCAACGACCACUGGCACACCUGGAGCCAAGAAGAAGGGGGGAGGAGGUGGGAGUAAGAAGAAAAGCCCACCAGGGGGGAAGGGCAUGGCUUGUGCUGAGAAGAAAGGCAAGGCCAAGGCAGCAGGUGGAGCUGCUGUAGGGACACCUGUAGGGGUGUCUGGAACCAGCGGCAGCAAAAGCAAGGCAAAGAUCAAGUAAGUUUGUGUGUGUUAGGAGCAGUUAUGUAAUUUAAAAAUGCAAUGUGUUCUCAUUCUGUUUUUUUUGGGGGUGUUAAAUCUAUUUUUCUAAACUAAUUAUCUUUCUCAUCCUCCUCCUCUCUCUCGCCCCAGUACGAUCACUCUAGUGGGGGGUAAGAAGAGGAAGAGGAAUGCCUCCUCAGACCACUCUGAUGGGGAGUUGAGCCCUGCCUCUCCGUCUAAGGCCCUGGAGGAGGACAUGCUAGCAGUGAGAUCCCUCCUACUGACACACCUACACACAACACAACCACUUUUUCCUCCACACACAUGCAUGACACUACACUAAACUACAGUUAAGUGAUAAUGCCCGAGAAGCUGGUGUUUGUUGGAUAUAUUGGCACAGGUGUUGUUAGGCCCCAGACGAAGUCAAGUGCCGACAAACUGUGCCAAUAUAUCCAACAAACACCGGCUUUGAGGGCAUUCUCCCUUUUAUACAACGGGUUACCAACAUAUUCAAAUAAUGAUUGACAUAUUUUCAUUAAAAACGUUAUUAUGAUUAAUUUAUUCGUACUACUUCAUCCUUCCACAAUAUAUAGUCCUGACACAAAUCUAGGUUUGCUGGAGACGCAACCCAGUUGUUCAUUCUUUUUGUUCUGUAUCUAUGGACGCGACCCAGUCGUUCGUUCUAAAUGUUCCAUUGCCAUACUGGCUGGCAACGUUCUGAUCCCUUGCUCGCUAGCUAGGCAACUACGGCUAAUUUACAGUUACGUCAAAAAGUUCAGCCAGAAUAACAGCAAAGUAGCUGCAUUUGCAUUUAUUUAAGCUGUUUUCUAGUGACUUUUAUUUGGAUACAUCAUAACAAUGAGCUAAUGAGGCGCGAUUUCACCUGGCAUAGAGAAUGUGCUCUCUCGUCAGGACACUUGUUCCGAGGAGCUAGUCAACAACACAGCUACAGUAACACAAUCACUUCAAACUGAAGCUGGAAAGACUGCACAUUAGCUGUGUUUUGUUUUACCUUUUUUCAAUGGACUUUUUGUUGUUAUAUACAUCCAUAAAAAUGAUGCCAGCUGAUUCAUGAUUUCGACUGGCUGAGAAACGCUGCCUGCCUUUCUGUCUCUUCCCGACACGUUCAAUAAUACACACAUCCCUGAUUAGACAUUUAUGAACAUAAUACGUCCAGUAUUGUACUGGCUGUUUGUCUUAGACUUCCUGACUGAUGUCUGACUUGUUUGCAUGUCAUCUCCCGCCACCAGAAGAGGCGCUCUAACCGCCAGGUGAAGAGGAAGAAGUACACAGAGGAUCUGGACAUCAAAAUCACUGACGACGAGGAUGAGCCAGAGGAGGACGUGGACGUAACCACGACGGCAGCGGUGCCGUCUAUUACCGGAGGAGCAGCAGGGCAGCUGAUGGGGGAGCAGCUCAAACAGGAGCUGCAGUUGGACGGGGACAGCCUUUCCAGCAUGCAGUUCUUUGUGGUGAGUGGGAGAUCUAAUCAAGUUGGGUCUGUUCUGUUCAGUGAGUUUUGUUUAUCACAUGCACAUGACAGCUGUAUAACGUAUAUCAUUUCCUGUAUCACAGGAAAACCCCAAUGAGGAAGAUGCAGCAAUUGUAGACAAAGUUUUGUCCAUGAGGUUAACUAAAAAAGAGGUGAGUGUGCUUACUGUGCUAUUUAUUUAUUCUGUUGAUUUUAAGAAGUUGCAAAUCAUUAUGUAUCAUGUUUGUUCCUCUCUUCAUAUUUUAAAGGUGUCUCCAGGACAGUAUAUAAAUGCUGAGGAAUUCUUUGUCAAAUAUAAGAACUAGUAAGUCUCACUGUCUUUCCUUGUGUUCAUUAGACUUUGGUUUGCUAAUCCCUGAUGACGGUCUAUUGACUGAAGUACUGGUGUGAGAUCCAUGAAAUUGUUUGUGGAGUAUCCAUAGCUAACCCCUAACCCUCCUGUUCCCCCUCUCAGCUCCUACAUGCACUGUGAGUGGGCCACUCUGCAGCAGCUGGAGAGAGACAAGAGGAUCCAUCAGAAGCUGAAGAGAUUCAAGAUCAAACAUGCACAAAUGAGACUCCUCUUACAGGAGGUAAGGGAAUGAUAUGGCCUCUUUCACAGAAAAGUGGUAGCCCUCCGAUUGACAAGUAGAUGGGAAUGUGUAUAGAGAUGUAACUACAGGGAUCAUAGUCGUUGUGUCAUUUGUGUCUUCUCCUUUCUGUGCCCCUGUCCCCAGGAGGAGGAGCCCUUCAACCCAGACUAUGUGGAGGUGGACCGGAUCCUGGACGAGUCCAACAGUGUGGACAAGGACAAUGGAGAGGUAAGAGAAGUCAAUAACAUAGGAGCCCUGUGAGGGUACAGCACUCAUGCCUGACUAAAGGACAAAUCUUGAAAUCUGUUCUUGUAAACCAUGAAUUGAUCUCAUUGUGAAAAUUCAGAGUUAGGAUUAUUUGUCUCUAAUAGUGUAUUGUAUCUCCUCAGCCAGUGGUGUAUUACUUGGUGAAGUGGUGCUCUCUGCCCUAUGAAGACGCCACCUGGGAGCUGAGGGAGGAUGUGGAUGCGGACAAGGUGGAGGAGUUUAGGAAGAUCCAGGACCGCCAACCUCAGCUCAAGAGAACGGUGAGUGUCAGAUGCUGUGUGUGGGUAUUCACUGGCUGUGUGUGGGUAUUCACUGGUCGUGUGUGGGUAUUCACUGGUCGUGUGUGGGUAUUCACUGGUCGUGUGUGGGUAUUCACUGGUCGUGUGUGGGUAUUCACUGGUCGUGUGUGGGUAUUCACUGGUCGUGUGUGGGUAUUCACUGGUCGUGUGUGGGUAUUCACUGGUCGUGUGUGGGUAUUCACUGGUUGUGUGUGUUCACCACGUUCCAUGUGAGUGCCACUGCUCUAGUCUCCUAUGUCAUCAUUCCUCAGUCUAAACCAUUAACUCCUCUCAUUAGCCCCGACCCCAAGCGGCUGCAUGGAAGAAGCUGGAGGAAUUCCGAGAGUACAAGAGUGGGAACGUACUCCGAGAAUACCAGCUAGAAGGAGUCAACUGGCUGCUCUUCAACUGGUACAACAGGUACUGACAUUUUCUUUACGUGCUUUUGAAUGCAUUUCAUACAUAUACACACGCGCACACACACACUACCGUUCAAAAGUUUGGGGUCACUUAGAAAUGUCCUUGUUUUCGAAAGAAAAGCAAUUGUUUUGUCCAUUAAAAUAACAUCAAAUUGAUCAGAAAUACAGUGUAGACACUGUUAAUGUUGUAAAUGGCUAUUGUAGCUGGAAACGGCUGAUUUUGAAUGGAAUAUCUACAUAGGCGUAGAGGCGCAUUAUCAGCAACCAUCAGUCCUGUGUUCCAAUGGCACGUUGUGUUUGCUAAUCCAAGUUUAUCAUUUUAAAAGGCUAAUUGAUCAUUAGAAAACCCUUUUGCAAUUAUGUUAGCACAGCUGAAAACUGUUGUGCUGAUUUAAAGAAGCAAUAUAACUGGCCUUCUUGAGAUUAGUUGAGUAUCUGGAGCAUCAGCAAUUGUGGGUUCGAUUACAUGCUCAAAAUGGCCAGAAACAAAUAAUUUUCUUCUGAAACUCGUCAGUCUAUUCUUGUUCUGAGAAAUGAAGGCUAUUCCAUGCGGGAAAUUGCCAAGAAACUGAAGAUCUCGUGCAACGCUGUGUACUACUCCCUUCACAGAACAGCGCAAACUGGUUCUAACCAGAAUAGAAAGAGGAGUGGGAGGCCCCGGUGAACAACUGAGCAAGAGGACAAAUACAUUAGUGUCUAGUUUGAGAAACGGAUGCCUCACAGGUCCUCAACUGGCAGCUUCAUUAAAUAGUACUCGCAAAACACCAGUCUCAACGUCAACAGUGAAGAGGCGACUCCGGGAUGCUGACCUUCUAGACAGAGUUGCAAAGAAAAAGCCAUAUCUCAGACUUCCAAUAAAAAGAAAAGAUUAAGAUGGGUAAAAGAACACCGACACUGGAAAGAGGAAGAUUGGGAAAAAGUGUUAUGGACAGAUGAAUCGAAGUUUGAGGUGUUCGGAUCACAAAGAAUAACAUUUGUGAGACGCAGACCAAAUGAAAAGAUGCUGGAGGAGUGCUUGAUGCCAUCUGUCAAGCAUGGUGGAGGCAAUGUGAUGGUCUGGGGGUGCUUUGGUGGUGGUCAAUUGGAGGUGUACCUGUGGAUGUAUUUCAAGGCCUACCUUCAAACUCAGUGCCUCUUUGCUUGACAUCAUGAGAAAAUCAAAAUAAAUCAGCCAAGACCUCAGAAAAAAAUGUGUAGACCUCCACAAGUCUGGUUCAUCCUUGGGAGCAAUUUAUAAACACCUGAAGGUACCACGUUCAUCUGUACAAACAAUAGUACGCAAGUAUAAACACCAUGGGACCACGCAGCCGUCAUACCGCUAACGAAGGAGACGCGUUCUGUCUCCUAGAGAUGAACGUACUUUGGUGCGAAAAGUGCAAAUCAAUCCCAGAACCACAGCAAAGGACCUUGUGAAGAUGCUGAAGGAAACAGGUACAAAAGUAUCUACAUCCACAGUAAAACGAGUCUAAUAUUGACAUAACCUGAAAGGCCGCUCAGCAAGGAAGAAUACACUGCUCCAAAACCGCCAUAAAAAGCACUGCACAUGGGGACAAAGAUCAUACUUUUUGUUUGGAGGAAAAAGGGUGGCAUUGCAAGCUGAAGAACACCAUCCCAACCGUGAAGCACGGGGGUGGCAGCAUCAUGCUGUGGGGGUGCUUUGCUGCAGGAGGGACUGGUGCACUUCACAAAAUAGAUGGCAUCAUGAGGAAGGAAAAUUAUGUGGAUAUAUUGAAGCAACAUCUCAAGACAUCAGUCAUGAAGUUAAAGCUUGGUCACAAAUGGGUCUUCCAAAUGGACAAUGACCCCAAGCAUACUUCCAAAGUUGUGGCAAAAUGGCUUAAGGACAACAAAGUCAAGGUAUUGGAGUGGCCAUCACAAAGCCCUGACCUCAAUUAUAUAGAACAUUUGUGGGCAGAACUGAAAAAGUGUGUGCGAGCAAGGAGGCCUACAAACCUGACUCAGUUACACCAGCUCUGUCAGUAGGAAUAGGCCAAAAUUCACCCAACUUAUAGUGGGAAGCUUGUGGAAGGCUACCCGACACGUUUGACCCAAGUUUAAAGGCAAUGCUUCCAAAUACUAAUUGAGCGUAUGUAAACUUCUGACCCACUGGGAAUGUGAUGAAAGAAAUAAAGCUGAAAUAAAUCAUUCUCUCUACUAUUAUUAUGACAUUUCACGUUCUUAAAAUAAAGUGGUGAUCCUAACUGACCUAAGACAGGGAAUUUGUACUAGGAUUUAAUGUCAGGAAUUGUGUGAAACUGAGUUUAAAUGUACAGUGGGGGAAAAAAGUAUUUAGUCAGCCACCAAUUGUGCAAGUUCUCCCACUUAAAAAGAUGAGAGAGGCCUGUAAUUUUCAUCAUAGGUACACGUCAACUAUGACAGACAAAAUGAGGGGGGGAAAAAUCAAGAAAAUCACACUGUAGGAUUUUUAAUGAAUCUAUUUGCAAAUUAUGGUGGAAAAUAAGUAUUUGGUCAAUAACAAAAGUUUCUCAAUACUUUGUUAUGUACCCUUUGUUGGCAAUGACACAGGUCAAACGUUUUCUGUAAGUCUUCACAAGGUUUUCACACACUGUUGCUGGUAUUUUGGCCCAUUCCUCCAUGCAGAUCUCCUCUAGAGCAGUGAUGUUUUGGGGCUGUCGCUGGGCAACACAGACUUUCAACUCCCUCCAAAGAUUUUCUAUGGGGUUGAGAUCUGGAGACUGGCUAGCCACUCCAGGACCUUGAAUGCUUCUUACGAAACCACUCCUUCGUUGCCCGGGCGGUGUGUUUGGGAUCAUUGUCAUGCUGAAAGACCCAGCCACGUUUCAUCUUCAAUGCCCUUGCUGAUGGAGGAGUUUUCACUCAAAAUCUCACGAUACAUGGCCCCAUUCAUUCUUUCCUUUACACGGACCAGUCGUCCUGGUCCCUUUGCAGAAAAACAGCCCCAAAGCAUGAUGUUUCCACCCCCAUGCUUCACAGUAGGUAUGGGUGUUCUUUGGAUGCAACUCAGCAUUCUUUGUCCUCCAAACACGACGAGUUGAGUUUUUACCAAAAAGUUUAUAUUUUGGUUUCAUCUGACCAUAUUACAUUCUCCCAAUCCUCUUCGGGAUCAUCCAAAUGCUCUCUAGCAAACUUCAGACGGGCCUGGACAUGUACUGGCUUAAGCAGGGGGACACAUCUUGCACUGCAGGAUUUGAGUCCCUGGCGGCGUAGUGUGUUACUGAUGGUAGGCUUUGUUACUUUGGUCCCAGCUCUCUGCAGGUCAUUCACUAGGUCCCGCCGUGUGGUUCUGGGAUUUUUGCUCACCGUUCUUGUGAUCAUUUUGACCCCACGGGGUGAGAUCUUGCGUGGAGCCCCAGAUCGAGGGAGAUUAUCAGUGGUCUUGUAUGUCUUCCAUUUCCUAAUAAUUGCUCCCACAGUUGAUUUCUUCAAACCAAGCUGCUUACCUAUUGCAGAUUCAGUCUUCCCAGCCUGGUGCAGGUCUACAAUUUUGUUUCUGGUGUCCUUUGACAGCUCUUUGGUCUUGGCCAUAGUGGAGUUUGGAGUGUGACUGUUCGAGGUUGUGGACAGGUGUCUUUUAUACUGAUAACAAGUUCAAACAGGUGCCAUUAAUACAGGUAAGGAGUGGAGGACAGAGGAGCCUCUUAAAGAAGAAGUUACAGGUCUGUGAGAGCCAGAAAUCUUGCUUGUUUGUAGGUGACCAAAUACUUAUUUUCCACCAUAAUUUGCAAAUAAAUUCAUUAAAAAUCCUACAAUGUGAUUUUCUGGAUUUUUUUUCUCAAUUUGUCUGUCAUAGUUGACGUGUACCUAUGAUGAAAAUUACAGGCCUCUCAUCUUUUUAAGUGGGAGAACUUGCGCAAUUGGUGGCUGACUAAAUACUUUUUUCCCCCACUGUAGUUGGCUAAGGUGUAUGUAAACUUCCGACUUCCACUAAUAUAUACAGUGGUGUGAAAGUGUUUGCCCCCUUUCUGAUUUGUUAUUUGUUUGCAUGUUUGUCACACUUAAAUGUUUCAGAUCAUCAAACAAAUGUAAAUAUUAGUCAAAGAUAACAAGUAAACACAAAAUGCAGUUUUAAAAUGAAGGUUGUUAUUAUUAAGGGAAAACAAAAUCCAAACCUACAUGGCCCCGUGUGAAAAAGGGUCCUCUGUAGCUCAAUUGGUAGAGCAUGGCGCUUGUAACGCCAGGGUAGCGGGUUCGAUCCCCGGGACCACUCAUACGUAAAAAUGUAUGCACACAUGACUGUAAGUCGCUUUGGAUUAAAAGCGUCUGCUAAAUGGCUUAUUAUUAUAAUAUAUAUAUAUAUCACACACACACACACACACACAACACACACACACGUGUGUGUAUACAGUGGGGAGAACAAGUAUUUGAUACACUGCCGAUUUUGCAGGUUUUCCUACUUAAAAAGCAUGUAGAGGUCUGUAAUUUUUUCAUAGGUACACUUCAACUGUGAGAGACGGCAUCUAAAAAAUCCAGAAAAUCACAUUGUAUGAUUUUUAAGUAAUUAAUUUGCAUUUUAUUGCAUGACAUAAGUAUUUGAUACAUCAGAAAAGCAGAACUUAAUAUUUGGUACAGAAACCUUUGUUUGCAAUUACAGAGAUCAUACGUUUCCUGUAGUUCUUGACCACACACUGCAGCAGGGAUUUUUGGCCCACUCCUCCAUACAGACCUUCUCCAGAUCAUCCAGGUUUCGGGGCUGUCGCUGGGCAAAACUGAUUUUCAGCUCCUUCCAAAGAUUUUCUAUUGGGUUCAGGUCUGGAGACUGGCUAGGCCACUCCAGAACCUUGAGAUGCUUCUUACGGAGCCACUCCUUAGUUGCCCUGGCUGUGUUUUGGGUCGUUGUCAUGCUGGAAGACCCAGCCACGACCCAUCUUCAAUGCUCUUACUGAGGGAAGGAGGGUUGUUGGCCAAGAUCUCGCGAUACAUGGCCCCAUCCAUCCUCCCCUCAAUACGGUGCAGUCGUCCUGUCCCCUUUGCAGAAAAGCAUCCCCAAAGAAUGAUGUUUCCACCUCCAUGCUUCACGGUUGGGAUGGUGUUCUUGGGGUUGUACUCAUCCAUCUUCUUCCUCCAAACACGGCGAGUGGAGUUUAGACCAAAAAGUUAUAUUUUUGUCUCAUCAGACCACAUUACCUUCUCCCAUUCCUCCUCUGGAUCAUCCAGAUGGUCAUUGGCAAACUUCAGACGGGCCUGGACAUGCGCUGGCUUGAGCAGGGGGACCUUGCGUGCGCUGCAGGAUUUUAAUCCAUGACGGCGUAGUGUGUUACUAAUGGUUUUCUUUGAGACUGUGGUCCCAGCUCUCUUCAGGUCAUUGACCAGGUCCUGCCGUGUAGUUCUGGGCUGAUCCCUCACCUUCCUCAUGAUCAUUGAUGCCCCACGAGGUGAGAUCUUGCAUGGAGCCCCAGACCGAGGGUGAUUGACUGUCAUCUUGAACUUCUUCCAUUUUCUAAUCAUUGUGCCAACAGUUGUUGCCUUCUCACCAAGCUGCUUGCCUAUUGUCCUGUAGCCUAUCCCAGCCUUGUGCAGGUCUACAAUUUUAUCCCUGAUGUCCUUACACAGCUCUCUGGUCUUGGCCAUUGUGGAGAGGUUGGAGUCUGUUUGAUUGAGUGUGUGGACAGGUGUCUUUUAUACAGGUAACGAGUUCAAACAGGUGCAGUUCAUACAGGUAAUGAGUGGAGAACAGGAGGGCUUCUUAAAGAAAAACUAACAGGUCUGUGAGAGACGGAAUUCUUACUGGUUGGUAGGUGAUCAAAUACUUAUGUCAUGCAAUAAAAUGCCAAUUGAAGUGUACCUAUGAUAAAAAAUUACAGACCUCUACAUGCUUUGUAAGUAGGAAAACCUGCAAAAUCGGCAGUGUAUCAAAUACUUGUUCUCCCCACUGUAUAUACAAAAGUAUGUGGAUUCCAUACUGCCUCUGGAAGCAACAUCAGCAAAAUAAUCUGGGUUUGGCAGAUACCAGGAGAAUGCUACCUGCCCGAAUGCAUAGUGCCAACUGUAAAAUUUGGUGGAGGAGGAAUAAUGGUCUGGGUCAGGGAAAUCUUAACGCUACAGCAUACAAUGACGCUUCCAACUUUGUGGCAACAGUUUGGGGAAGGCCGUUUCCUGUUUCAGCAUGGCAAUGCCCCCGUGCACAAAGUGAGGUCCAUACAGAAAUGGUUUGUCGAGAUCAGUGUGGAAGAACUUGACUGGCUUGCACACAGCCCUGACCUCAACCCCAUCGAACACCUUUGGGAUUAAUUGGAAUGCCAACUGCGAGCCAGGCCUAAUCGCCCAACAUCAGUGCCUGACCUCACUAAUGCUCUUGUGGCUGAAUGGAAGCAAGUCCCUGCCGCAAUGUUCCAGCAUCUAGUUGAAUGUCUUCCCAGAAGAGUGGAGGCUGUUAUAGCAGUAAAGGGGGGUACCAACUCCAUAUUAAUGCCCAUGAUUCUGGAAUGAGAUGUUCAACGAGCAGGUGUCCACAUACAUUUUGGUCAUGUAGUGUAUAAUUUUUCCCAUGAUUCUUCUAAUGUACUGUAAGAACAAUAAAUUAUCUUUAUGAGGUCAACCAACCACUUUUUAUCUCAAUUCAAAAAUAGUCAACUGCAUGGCAAAACAAAGCUCUGGUUUUCACUCAAUAUAACAAAGUAGGCAUUAAUAAUCAUCCAGUCAUUAACCAAAUAUGUUAAUAUCAUUAUAUUCUAAAAUAAAGUGAGGUUAAUUUAAGAUAAAAUUCUUCAAAAUUGUCCUCAAAUAAGAUAAAUAGCCAAUCACCACCACCUGGUUUAUAGUGUGAACCCUGUAUACUCAUCCGUCUGCCAUUGUGUAACCACUUGAUGCCUUGUUCAUCACAGAAAGAGUCACAUAAAAAGACUGGUACAUUAAAUAAAUACAAUUAGCAUAUGCAAAUAUGGAGCAACAAAACAUAAUUGCAUGUUGUUGAUAUAGUUUCAGGAUGUGUAACUAUCUUUAUGUUGAUGUCAAUAGGCAGGGAAGGUUUCUUUGAAAAUACAGUACAUUUUCCAUGGAGAUCAUUAUCUUCCCUGCAUGUCACUACAUCGCAGUUAAAGAAACGAUCAGUACUACCUGACAGUACCCUUGGGGAGAACUAGUGUAUAACUGUGGGCGACCUUACACUAUAUUUUAAACACAUACUCCCAAUGCUUAAUCGAAGCCUCGUUAUAUCAUGUUGAAGUUACUGCAGUACUGCAAAAGCUACAUAAUUUCAUAAGUCUUUCUUUUAAGUUGGUGUACCAGGGCCUACAGAAGCUCUGUAACAAAGGCUAUGGGCUAACUGACACUAAAAUGGACCGAUUCGUUAUCAGAGUAUGAUAGUGAGAGUUAGAGUCUCAACCUCAUGGUUUUGAUAUUGAGACCACUAAGGACCACAUUGGUCUGGGUGUCCGUGCCCAAAAUGUCUGGAUCUGUGACUCAGAACCCAAUGUUCUGGUCUGGGUCUGGACUAAUGGCUUUGGACAAGAUGGUUUUAGUACUAUCUAAACUCAUGGUUAAGAUAUAUCGCCCAAAACCUCCUCUUGCCAGUGUUAUGUGGCCAAGAAGGAAUGAUUAAACACACAAGUGCCAGGGCGCCUUGCUUCCCUAAUGUGUGAGCUUGUUGGGCAUGAAUGGCUAAUGUUUAGGAAUAAGAUGCCUUUUUUUGCAGACUUUUUACAUUGGUCUUGGUCUGGAUCUCAUUUAAACAUUUUAACUGGUCUUGAGCUUGCCACAGUUUCGAAACACAUGGUCUUGUUCUGGGUCUGAGUAUCAAGAGGUUGGGUCUUGGUCUGAGUCUCAAGGGGUCUUCAACAAAUCUUAGCUCCAUCUCUGAUAAGCAUACAAACAGACCCACCUACAAAGGCCAGGGGAGCAGUGGUUCCCCUGGGAUGGCCAGGCAAAAGGAUGACCACAAACAAUGGCAACAGGUGUGUCUAGUGGCUUCUGUAAUGAUGAUGCUGAUGAGUGAUGGAUUGUCUUGAUAUGAGUAAUAAUAAGUAACAUUUGGCAAUGCAUAGCUCACAAAUUUGUCUCCAUUUUAUAACCUACGAUCUUUAGCAGAAUCUCUGCUGACAGAGUUGGAUUGCUUGUACUUGUGCUCGAAGGUCAGUAUAAUCAAUGCCAAAAUCAUGUCUUAAUUCAUUAAACACAAGAGUCUGGCACAAUGUUUCACCUUGAUAAUUGUUGUUGACAAAUCAACACAGACCCUUAUUAGUAGUGCAGUGGUCCGUGUUAAAAACAGCCAUUUACACCAGUUUGUAAGACAGCCACAGUUUUUUCAUGAUGACUAUGCAGAGAGAGAUACACUUGAAAAUACAAAAAUACUCACAUUAAUGUCGUUUACAAUGUUUUGAUUGCGCCCGAUAAAGGAAGCUUGCUGACGUGAAUAAGAAUGCAAAUUGAAAUUGAUUAUCAAGUAAGUUUCUUCAGCAUAAGUAGCUUGCUUUGAGUGAUUAAUGGGCUCGGCCAUUGAUUUCCUUUUGUUUAGAUCUUUGUUAACUUUCUAGAGGCACAAUUAUAUUUUGUUUCCAACAAUAAACCCAAUCUAGCUGGAGCAAAUGAAAUCUUCCAACAGGCUCUUCACAGUUAUUUUACAUAUUUUCAACUGGAUAGUUAUUAUCACAAGGCACUUGCAAAAAAAUUGUUUUCAGUUUUUAUUAAUUAAAUUCUUGAUUAAAUGUUGUUUUCUACAGAAUAUUAGGUGUGAGAUUGGGAAGGGUUGUUGUUUAUAGAAUUAUAGAAGACUUGACAUGUAAGGGUCACCCAUUGUGCCAAUGGUUAAAUCUUGAUACGGUAAGUACAAAAAGCUGUAUAUCACAUGGUAGGACAUUUCUGAUGAGUUAUCUACCUAGCACAUAUUUCAGAUUGCUGUGAAUGAGAGAGAGAGAGAUUUCUGUAUAUUUGUUCAAGGAACAGCCAGUCUUGCUUUUUUGAAUAACAUCACAAAAGGUAUUUGAUACAUUCUGAGUUGUCUCAAUACAAUGUACUAUCGAUAUUUGCAAGUCAAAUGCUACUAUUCAGAUUACUUCAUCAAAGGGCUUUCGCCUUAUUCUUUCAGAUUUAGCACUUUGAAAACUUCCACAGAUCCAGACAUUUAUACUUCCUGAUUUCUUGCAUCAUCUCUCCAAGAUAGUGAUAAUACGAUUUCUGUGUUUUUUGCUGUUGAGAAACAAACUGGAUUAUGAACAGAUCACUACAUAAACAGCUUUCUAAAAGGAGGCAGCUAUUUUAAAAGAGGCUGAAGAAAUGCAAAGAGGGAUUUGAAUUUAUUCCAGCAAGUGAAAGGUUCUUUUGAGAGGGGAUUUCAGCAAAGAUGAUGGUAUUUAAAAGUGAUAAACACGCAUCUAAACCUCCAGUGAAAAACAGUCAUUCUGACACCUUUUCUCGCCCUACAGGCAGAACUGUAUCCUGGCCGAUGAGAUGGGUCUAGGGAAGACCAUCCAGUCCAUCUCUCUGCUGUCCGAGGUGUUUGGUGCCGGGGUCCAGGGCCCCUUCCUGGUCAUUGCCCCCCUCUCCACCAUCACCAACUGGGAGAGGGAGUUCGCCACCUGGACCGACAUGAAUGCCAUCGUCUACCACGGCAGCCUGGCCAGCAGGCAGAUGAUCCAGCAGUACGAGAUGUACUGCAAGGAUGACAAGGUGUGUGUCUGUCUUGCAUUUUGUUUGUGGAACCUCAGAACAGAAGAAUGGAUUACAGUGGUUGAGUACUAGUAUAAUGCAGUAGGACCGGUCGGAAGACAUUGAUUCUCUCAUGUUUAGAUUCUUGGUACAUCGACAGCUAGCUCCUCUAACUAGUGUUGUAUUACAUUUUCUCUGUAGGACCAUCUGAUCCCAGGGGCAUAUAAAUUUGAUGCCCUGAUCACAACGUUUGAAAUGAUUCUUUCCGACUGCCCUGAGCUGAGGGAGAUCUCCUGGCGCUGUGUGAUCAUUGACGAAGCUCACCGCCUCAAGAACCGCAACUGCAAGCUGCUGGACAGCCUCAAGAUGCUGGACCUGGUGAGUCAUCGGGAUAGAAUCUAGCCCUUAGUCUAUCAGACCCACGCUAGCCGACAUCCGCAUAGCGGUUGUUUUGGCAUGUCGGAGGUGGAACUGCAUUAGAUCUGUCAAAUCCACAAGCAGCUCCUUGUGUUACCUUAUCGCGGACACUGCCAUUGGAUGCAACCAAACCACUCCCGACUUAAUAUCCGACAAAUCCCAUGCAGAAGUUAAUGCAGCCGCGUAACAAGUUCAAACACUCAAAUGCAUGACGUUCUAUUGCCUACUACACCUUGAUUAGACUGAUAGGCUUUAAAUCCCCCCCCAUCCAAAUUAACAUAACAUGCAUUAUUUCCAUCAUCGAUAGUCGACACUUUCUGUCGCCAUUUAUAAACUUCUAAUGCAGUAGGGAAAAUAAGGAAGGGAGUGGUUGGUGACACACGAGCAGCCGCUUUCUGAUUUGUCAGCUCAUACCGCAGUUACACCUCCAACACCACCAAAACAUCCACUAUGCAGAUGUCAGCCAAUGCAGGGUGACAAAUGUAUUACUUGUGAUCUGACAACAUUGGUCUUUUGUAUCAAGAAAGAGACCGAUUUAACUCCCUUUCCUGUAUUGCCCAUCUUUCUCUCUCCUCCUCCACACUGUGUUCCUGUCCUCCCUGGUUCUCAGGAGCAUAAGGUGCUUCUGACAGGUACUCCCCUCCAGAACACAGUGGAGGAGCUCUUCAGUCUGCUGCAUUUCCUUGAGCCAGCUCAGUUCUCCUCAGAGUCAGAGUUCCUACGUGACUUUGGAGACCUCAAAACAGAGGAGCAGGUCCAGAAGCUCCAAGCUAUUCUGAAGCCUAUGAUGCUGCGCAGACUCAAAGAGGAUGUGGAGAAGAACUUGGCGCCAAAACAAGAGACCAUCAUUGAGGUAAGACUUUAUGGAUAAUAUUGCACCAUGGAACCAAGGCGACCUUGUAUAUGAGCAUAAUAUUAUUUUUGGUAAUGGACCAUAACCAUCGAGCUCAAUACAACAGGUGGAGCUGACAGAUGUGCAGAAGAAAUACUACCGGGCCAUCCUAGAGAGGAACUUUAGUUUCCUCAGCAUGGGAGCCACCAGCAACAGUAACGUCCCCAAUCUGCUCAACACCAUGAUGGAGCUACGCAAGUGCUGCAACCACCCCUACCUCAUCACAGGUACCUCACCUCACACCAACACUACACUACAUGUCAAUACCCUUCCUCCUCUAAAAACACAACCCCAAUAGCAUCUUAAUGCUGCUAUCACUUGACCACAGGUUCUGUUGAACUAACAUCAGUCCAACACAUCAUCUAUAUACUUCUGUCUUCAUACCUUUCCCAGGAUGUUAUGGUAUACCAUGUUAUAAUAACCCCUGUUCUCUGUUCUGUCCAGGGGCGGAGGAGUCUAUUGUGGCUGAGUUGAGGGAGGUGUACGACCCCAUGGUCCCAGACUUCCACCUGCAGGCCCUGGUGAGAUCUGCAGGCAAGCUGGUCUUGCUGGACAAACUGCUGCCUCGCCUGAAGGCCGGGGGACACAAGGUGCUCAUCUUCUCCCAGAUGGUGCGCUGCCUGGAUAUCCUGGAGGACUACCUCAUCAACAAGAGGUAUGAAGGUCUAGAUAGACUACCUCAUCAACAAGAGGUAUAGACGGGUUAGCUGACAACGUCAAGAAAACGAUGCCCGCGAUUCAAUGGGGCAGAUAUCCUUGGUUUGUGAUUCUGGAUAGCCAGAUAGCUAGCAACAAUGACAAGAAGCUGCCAUGUUGUGGCUCGUUUCAACUAGUUUUCGGUUGUUCUUGAUACCAUGUCUUGUUUUUUGAGGUGUUAUGACUGAUGUCAUGUUUAUGCUAAUAUGGCUCAAAUUCACUAGCUAGCUAACCAACUGUAAUGAUGUGUUUGAGACAACAAAUGUGAAAUGUAUUUCAUAUCAAAUUGUAUUUAUCACAUGCACCGAAUGCAACAGGUGUAGACCUUUACAUUUACAUUUGAGUAAUUUAGCAGACGCGCUUAUCCAGAGCGACUUAGUUAGUGCAUUCAUCGUAAGAUAGCUAGGUGGGACAACUGUGAAAUGCUUACUUACGAGCCCUUAACCAACAAUGCAGUUUUUUAAAAAGUAAGUAAGAAAAAUUUGCUAAACUAAAGGAAAAAUAGUAACAUAAUAAAUAACAAUAACGAGGAUAUAUACAAAGGGGUACUGGUACCAAGUCAAUAUGCAGGGGUACAGGUUUUACGAGGUAAUAUAUACAUGUAGGUAGGGGUAAAGUGACUAUGCAUAGGUAAUAAACAGAGAGUAGCAGCAGCGUGUGUGUGGCGUCAAUAUUCGUGUGUGUGUGUUGGAGUGUCAGUGUGUGUGGUUAGUCUAGUGAGUGUACAUCGAGCCGGUGCAAGAGUCAGUUAAAACAAUUAUAAUAAAUAAUAAUAAAAGAAGGGGGUCAAUGCAAAUAGUCUGGGUAGCCAUUUGAUUAACAGUUCAGCAGUCUUAUGGCUUGGGGGUAUAAGCUGUUAAGGAGCCUUUUGGUCCAAUACUUGGCGCUCCGGUACCGUGUGGUAGCAGAGAGAACAGUGUGACUUCGGUGGCUGGAUUCUUUGACCAUUUUUAGGACCUUCCUCUGACACUGCCUGGUAUAGAGGUCCUGGAUGGAAGGAAGCUCGGCCCCAGUGAUAUACUGGGCCGUACGCACUACCCUCUGUGGCGCCUUGGGGUCAGAUGCCGAGCAGUUGCCAUACCAAUCGGUUAUGCAAGCAGUCAGGAUGCUCUCGAUUGUGUGGCUGUAGAACAUUUUGAGGAUCUGAGGUCCCAUGCCAAAUAUUUUCAGCCUCCUGAGGGGGAAGAGGCGUUGUCAUGCCCUCUUCACGACUGUGUUGGUGUGUUUGGACCAUGAAAGGUUCUUAGUGAUGUGGACACCAAGGAACAUGAAGCGCUCGACCCGCUCCACUACAGCCCCGUUGAUGUGAAUGGGGGCGUGCUCUGCCCUCAUCUUCCUGUAGUCCACGAUCCGCUCCUUUGUCUUGCUCACGUUGAGGGAGAGGUUGUUGUCCUGGCACCACACUGGAGGUCUCUGACCUCCUCCCUACGGGGCGGUAGUAAUUUAGCCAGGUUACCUUGGCGUUCAUGGGCACAGGGACUAUGGUGGUCUGUAGGGUUGGGUAAUGUCUGGAAUGACACAUCGUCCCAUCGACCUGUCCAAACAUCGUUGAUAUACUAUUGUAUCGUCUCUUUAAAAAAAAAAAAAAUGUAUUUAUUUAUUUAUUUAUCCGUGGGGGGGUACGUCGUUCCAUUGCCUAGCAAUGCAUUAAACGAGCUGUAAUGCAGCCUGUCAUGCACAAACCACCCAUUUUAAAGUCUAAUCAUUAGACUACAAUGUGGAAAUCAUCUUACCAAUAGUGUAUUUUCUUGUGUGCAAAUAAAUAAAUAUACUGAACAAAAAUAUAAAUUCAACAUGUAAAGUGUUGGUCCCAUGUUUCAUGAGCUGAAAUUAAAGAUCUCAAAAAUGUUCCAUUCGCACACAAAAAUUAUUUCAGCUUUGCCAAGAUAAUCCAUCCACCUGCCAGGUGUGGCAUAUCAAGAAUCUGAUUAAACAGCAUGACCAUUACACAGGUGCACCUUGUGCUGGGUACAAUAAAAGGCCACUCUUGUGCAGUUUUGUCACACAACACAAUGCCACAGAUGUCUCAAGUUUUGAGGGAGCGUGCAAUUGGCCUGCUGACUGCAGGAAUGUCCACCAGAGCUGUUGCCAGAUAAUUGAAUGUUCAUUUCUCUACCAUACGCCGCCUCUGUUGUUUUAGAGAAUUUGGCAGCACUUGGCAGCACGUCCAACCGGCCUCACAACCGCAGACCACAUGUAACCACGCCAGUCCAGGACCUCCACAUCCAGCUUCUAAACCUGCGGGAUCUUCUUAGACCAGCCUCCCAGACAGCUGGUGAAACUGAGGACUAUUUCUGUCUGUAAUAAAGCCCUUUUGUGGGGAAAAACGUAUUCUGAUUGGCUGGGCCUUACUCCCCAGUGGGUGGGACUGGCUCCCAAGUGGGUGGGCUUAUGGCCUCCCAGGCCCACCCAUGGCUGUGCCCCUGCCCAGUAAUGUGAAAUUCAUAGAUUAGGGCCUAAUGAAUUUGUUUCAAUUGACAGAUGUUCCUUAUAUGAACUGUAACUCAGCAAAAUCGUUGAAAUUGUUGCGUUUUAUAUUUUUGUUCAGUAUAAAUAAAUGUAAACUAAUCUCAUGGUGAUAUGUGGUACCGAUAACUAACUUUGAAUGGUGAUUUGGAACAAACAUUGUAGGCCUAGAAUGUGUUACGAGACCCUUUCAAUGGUGAUUUCGGACUAUUUCAACUGAGAUCGAGUGCAGAUGUUCACCAUAGAAGACUUCACUGGGCAGUCUUCUUGGGAGAGCAAAGCAAACACUCCCACUCAAUUACGCAAGAGCAGGCCAGCGCAGAGCUCACAUUCUACCUACUUUAAGAUGUAAUCAGAGGAGAUGAUGACCCACUGGCAUGGUGGAGAGGGAAUGAGGGUCGCUUUCAGCUCUUGGCCAAUGUUGCCCUCAUACCUCUGCAUCUGUGCAAAAAGCAUUCCGUCUGAACGUGUUUUCAGUAGGCAUACAGCAGGCAAUAUUGUUACCUUAGGUAGGUUCAUAUAUAAUGACAAAUAAAAAUGUUUUUUAUCACACUUUUUAAUUUUAUUUAUUCACAUAUGCGUCUUAUUCAAAAUAAAUGUAGCCUAGGCUGGAAUAUUCUGUUGUGUGCCUUUAAACUUAUUUGCACUAAUUUGUUUGGUUAAUUUGAUGCUUAUUUUGUUUACUUUAUUUAUUUUGUAAUUUGUAGCCUAAAUGUGGAUAAUUUUUUUGUAGGCAACAUUUAUUUUUUGUUCCUGCUUAUGUAAUAACCGUUGCGCAAUUCAAGGAUAUGAAUAAACACUUCCACAAUAAUAUAAAUGUCUCUUUAGAAGUUAAACUUGUACAAGUAACGUUUAUUGACAGUAGCCUAGUGUAGGCCUAUAUUAUUGGCUGUUUGGUUUACAAGGAUGUUCUGGCAGUACACAAUUUGUUUUUCCUAAAGCUUUGGUCAGGUGGAGGCCAGAAAAUUAAGGUUUGUUUAAACUUCCCAUUCAAAUAUUCUAUCUUGCAAUUGUUGGUUCUCUCUCAUUAUUACCGUAUCAUGUUUUUAUUAAGGCUAUUCACAAACUGCUUUCUCAGAUAGAACUCUGUUACUGGCCUCCUAGAUUCAUUUGAAAGUUGAUCAUGAAAGAUCUGCAUUUGGCGUGUCACCCGGCUGUGAGCUGCACUGUUGUGCACUGCCCGACUCCGGCGGUGCCAGUCAUGUUCAAAUAGGUUAACCUAUCUAUAUAAAAAAAUAUACAAACUAUUGUCUGUCACAUCACGAUAUUGUUGCCAUCAGCGAUGUCUGUCAAACAUCGUUGAUUUCCAAUUAUAUCGUAAUAUCGUCCAACCCUAGUGGUCUGCUUGAAACAUGUAGGUAUUACAGACUGGGUCAGGGAGAGGUUGGAAAUGUCAGUGAAGACACUUGCCAGAUGGUCAGCGCAUGCUUUGAGUACGCAUCCUGGUAAUCCCUUUGGUCCUGCAGACUUGUGAAUGUUAACCUGUUUUAAAGGUCUUACUCACAUCAGCUACGGAGAGCGUGAUCACAGUCGUCCGCAACAGCUGGUGCUCUCAUGCAUGGUUCAGUGUUGCUUGCCUUGAAGCGAGCAUAGAAGGCAUUUGGCUCGUCUGGUAGGCUCACGUCACUGGGCAGCUCACGGCUGGGCUUCCCUUUGUAAUCCGUGAUCGUUUGCAAGCCCUGGCACAUCCGACGAGCCUCAGCUGGUGUAGUAGGAUUCAAUCUUAGUCCUGUAUUUAUGCUUUCAAUAAACAUUGGAGACGAAAAAUUGUUGCCAUGUUGUCAACAAUCGAAGCCAACACUGUCUGUUUUGUCCCAUAGUUGUGCAUGUCGGUUUUGUUGCUAAACAACCAACCCGUCUAUGGAGCUGUAGAUAGACUACCUCAUCAACAAAUGAGAUGGGCAUGUUGAUGAGAACUAGAUUUUGUUGUGAAGAGUAAUCUAAAUGAGUAAGAAGUUGUCUUUAUCAUUGUUCUGCCCAGAUACCUGUACGAGCGUAUUGAUGGCAGAGUGAGAGGGAACCUGCGUCAGGCAGCCAUUGAUCGCUUCAGCAAACCAGACUCGGACCGUUUCGUCUUCCUGCUGUGUACCCGGGCUGGAGGCCUGGGCAUCAACCUGACUGCUGCUGACACCUGCGUCAUCUUUGACUCCGACUGGAACCCUCAGAAUGAUCUGCAGGUAAUGUCUGAUCUCUGACCUUUGAACCCAGGCUCUCUCUUUUGUGUAUGGGUCCUUCCAAUGUUUCAUCCUAAUUCCCUUACCACUCUGUACAAAUAGCAUCUGAUUGAUGUACUAACCCUGCCUUCUCUCAACAGGCUCAGGCGCGGUGUCACCGUAUCGGCCAGUCCAAGGCGGUGAAGGUGUACCGUCUGAUCACCAGGAACUCCUAUGAGAGGGAGAUGUUGGACAAGGCUAGCCUCAAACUGGGUCUGGACCGGGCUGUACUGCAGAGCAUGAGCAGCAACAAGGAGAGCAAUGUCAACGGAGUAAGGAGGACCGAAAUAUUGUUCGUUUUUUAAGCCUGCGGUUUGUUUGCAUGCCAACUGGUUAAUAGCUGUCUUGUUCUACCCGUUUCGCAGCAAAUCCAACAGUUCUCCAAGAAGGAGAUCGAGGACCUCCUGAGGAAGGGGGCGUACGCUGCCAUCAUGGACGAGGAGGACGAGGGCUCCAAGUUCUGCGAGGAGGACAUUGACCAGAUCCUCCAAAGGAGAGCCACCACCAUCACCAUUGAAAGCGAGGGCAAGGGCUCCACCUUCUCCAAGGCCAGCUUCGUGGCCACCGAGAACAGGACCGACAUCGCCCUGGAUGACCCCGAGUUCUGGCAGAAGUGGGCCAAGAGGGCAGACAUAGACUUUGAUUCCAUGAAUAGGAAGGUAAUGCGAACGUCUCAGGCACGUCUCCAUUCUGUGUGUGUGUGCGCUACCUUUCUCAAUGUGUUUUGUGAGAAGCAAAUUUUUCUCCCACCCUCCCUGUAGAACACUCUCGUGAUUGACACACCCAGGGUGAGGAAGCAGACCCGUCAGUUCGCUACCCUGAGGGGCGAGGGCGGGGAGAUCUCUGACCCCGACAGCGACGACGAGUAUCCGCCCGCCAAUUCCCGGCAGUCCCGGUCCUCAAGGCGAUCCGAGCGCCACACUGGAAAUGGCUACGGCCGCACCGACUGCUUCCGUGUGGAGAAACACCUGCUUGUUUACGGGUAGGUGGACCUGACUAGGGCCUUGUUUAGUUUUUUCUGGACAUGUGUAGUUAUAAUACAUAUGUGAUAGUAAAGUUAUGACAGGAUUUUCUACCAAAGCAAGCUCCACGCUAUUGUGCUGACCCCUCCUUUCUCACUGCCACCUCCUUCUUGUCCAGGUGGGGGCGCUGGAGGGACAUCCUGUCUCAUGCACGCUGUAAGCGGCGCCUCGGGGAGCAUGACGUGGAGACCAUCUGCAGGGUCAUUCUGGUCUUCUGCCUGCUGCAUUACCGUGGCGACGAGAACAUCAAGAGCUUCAUCUGGGAGCUCAUUACCCCCCCAGAGAACGGCCGGGAACCACACACACUCCUCAACCACUCUGGUAUGUACAGUUGAAGUCGGAAGUUUACAUACACCUUAGCCAAAUACGUUUAAACUCAGUUUUUCACAAUUCCUGACAUUUAAUCCUAGUAAAAAUUCCCUGUCUUAGGUCAGUUAGGAUCACCACUUUAUUUUAAGAAUGUGAAAUGUCAGAAUAAUAGUAGAGAGAAUGAUUUAUUUUCAGCUUUUAUGUCUUUCAUCACAUUCCCAGUGGGUCAGAAGUUUACAUACACUCAAUUAGUAUUUGGUAGCAUUGCCUUUAAAUUGUUUAACUUGGUCAAACGUUUCGGGUAGCCUUCCACAAGCUUCCCACAAUAAGUUGGGUGAAUUUGGGCCCAUUCCUCCUGACAGAGCUGGUGUUACUGAGUCAUGUUUGUAGGCCUCUGUGCUCGCACACGCUUUUUCAGUUCUGCCCACAGGUUUUCUAUAGGAUUUGAGGUCAGGGCUUUCUGAUGGCCACUCCAAUACCUUGACUUUGUUGUCCUUAAGACAUUUUGGCACAACUUUGGAAGUAUGCUUGGGGUCAUUGUCCAUUUGGAAGACCCAUUUGCGACCAAGCUUUAACUUCCUGACUGAUGUCUUGAGAUGUUGCUUCAAUAUAUCCACAUAAUUUUCCUUCCUCAUGAUGCCAUCUAUUUUGUGAAGUGCACCAGUCACUCCUGCAGCAAAGCACCCCCACAGCAUGAUGCUGCCACCCCUGUGCUUCACUGUUGGGAUGGUGUUCUUCAGCUUGCAAAGACCCCCUUUUUGCUCCAAACAUAACAAUGGUCAUUAUGGCCAAACAGUUCUAUUUUUGUUUCAUCAGACCAGAGGACAUUUCUCCAAAAAGUACGAUCUUUGUCCCCAUGUGCAGUUGUAAACCGUAGUCUGGCUUUUUUUAUGGCGGUUUUGGAGCAGUGGCUUCUUCCUUGCUGAGCGGCCUUUCAGGUAAUGUUGAUAUGGGACUCGUUUUACUGUGGAUAUAGAUACUUUUGUACCUUCCUCCAGCAUCUUCACAAGGUCCUUUGCUUUUGUUCUGGGAUUGAUUUGCACUUUUCGCACCAAAGUACGUUCAUCUCUAGGAGACAGAACACGUCUCCUUCCUGAGCGGUAUGACGUCUGUGUGGUCCCAUGGUGUUUAUACUUGCGUACUAUUGUUUGUACAGAUGAACGUGGUACCUUCAGGCGUUUUUGGAAAUUGCUCCCAAGGAUGAACCAGACUUGUGGAGGUCUACAAUUAUUUUUUCUGAGGUUUUGGCUGAUUUCUUUUGAUUUUCCCAUGAUGUCAAGCAAAGAGGCACUGAGUUUGAAGGUAGGCCUUGAAAUACAUCCACAGGUACACCUCCAAUUUACUCAAAUGAUGUCAGAAGCUUCUAAAGCCAUGACAUCAUUUUCUGGAAUUUUCCAAGCUGUUUAAAGGCACAGUCAACUUAGUGUAUGUAAACUUCUGACCCACUGGAAUUGUGAUACAGUGAAUUUAUAUGUGAAAUAAUCUGUCUGUAAACAAUUGUUGGAAAAAUUACUUGUGUCAUGCACAAAGUAGAUAUCCUAACCGACUUGCCAACACUAUAGUUUAACAAGAAAUGUGUGGAGUGGUUGAAAAACAAGUUUUAAUGACUCCAACCUAAGUGUAUGUAAACUUCCGACUUCAACUGUAUGACCAUUAUAGAACCACACACUCCUCAACCAUUCUGUGAAUGUGUCUUACAACCUCCAUCACCCAUUGUCUAAAUGUUUAUUGCUCUGUUCUGGAAAACUGUCUAUAUGUUUGUGUUAAUGUAUUUUCUCUCCCUUUAACGUUGCCUUCCAGGAUUGUGAGUAAAUGUGUCAAUGUGUUUCUCUGUCUAGGUCUCUCCAUCCCUGUUCCUCGGGGCAGGAAGGGGAAGAGGGUGAAGGCCCAGAGCUCCUUUGACGUUCAGAAGGUGGAGUGGAUCCACAAGUACAACCCUGACUCCCUGCUUCUGGACGACAGCUACCGCAAACAUCUCAAGCACCAGUGCAACAAGUCCGUGUGUUUUCACCCUCGACCUCUAGAGAGUACUGAAGUGUUUGUGCACAGUAUCAGAGCAUUAACCCUUUUCUUGUCUUCAGGGUGUUGCUGAGAGUGCGUAUGCUGUACUACCUGAGACAGGAGGUCAUUGGAGAACAUGCCGAUUCUGUGCUGAGAGGAGCCGAUGCCAGGUAUUACUUUCUACACACAUACUAUACAUACAUAUCUACACACACACAUAUACUGAUUCUGUCUGUCCUCGUAGGGAUAUUGACAUCUGGAUGCCUGAGAUGGAGCAACAGGAGGUGCCAUCAGGCUGGUGGGAUACAGAGGCAGACCGCUCCCUCCUCGUCGGUGUCUUCAAACACGGUCUGUGUUUGAAUGUCAAAGUCUUUAGAAGUUUGUUUACUUGUCAAGAGUACCUUGUAUUUAUCAGUAGGAUAGUGGUGCUAGGUGUUUAGUGAGUGUGUUUGUAGUAACUCCAGUCUGUGUUGCUCCAGGGUAUGAGAUGUACACCACCAUGCGUGCUGACGCAUGUCUGUGUUUCCUGGAGCGAGCUGGUCGCCCUGACGAUCAGGCCAUUGAUGCGGAGCAGCACUCUGCAGACGCAGAGCUGGGAGAUGGGUGAGCUACACUGGCUAACCUUAUUAGCACCUCACCAAACAACCCGCUAACUUGAGAUCACUGAACUCUUUAGAGCUGGCCUCACCACCAUUAACUUGAACUUGGUGGCUGAGACUUUGUUUUUGCCCCCCAGAGGAGACGAUGACAAGUAUUCUGAAGACCCAGAGUUCAAGCCUGCGUCAAGGCACACCAAAGAUCUAUACGAGGAGGUGUGAAUCAGUACUUAUUAUUCUCACUGAUUGAUUUUGGUUACAGAAUAUUGUUAUUAUAUUAAUGAAAAUCCCUCUUCCCCCAGGCUGACUCCAUGAACAUGGGUGAUGAUAUCUGUGUCGAGGACAAGGCAGGGCCUGUUAAAACCAAGGGGCCGCCUCCUGGCCAGUCAGGAGCCUGUGAGUGGCCGACCAGCUCGUCACUUACCGCGCGGCUCCGGCGUCUGAUCACUGCAUACCAGCGCAGCUACAAGAGAGAGCAGCUGAAGGUGGAGGCAGCAGAGAAGGGGGACCGCAAGCGCAGGAGGUGUGAACAGGCCAGUAAGCUGAAGGAGAUUGCACGCCAGGAACGCCAACAGAGGUACCAACUACUACCCUCAACUAUUAACUCUGCAAGCAUAUGUGUCCUGAAUCUGAGGUACAGUUGUUGGUGUAGGUUUGUUUAAUGUAUCUGUGUGGUGUAACCUUACACAAUUAUCUGGUAUAAGACUCGGUGAGUUUUGAGUGUUACACAACUUUAACCAUCUGUCUUGUGUGCCUUUUCUCUGCCAGGUGGACCCGUAGAGAGGAGUGUGAUUUCUACCGUGUGGUGUCCACGUUCGGUGUGGAGCGGAUAAAGAAAGAGGUUAACGCUCAAGAGGGGGAGGAGGCUGAACUGGACUGGGCCCGCUUCCGGACCUUCGCCCGUCUGGACAAGAAGACGGACGAGAGUCUGAGCCGCUACUUCCGCUGCUUCAUGGCCAUGUGCAGGAGGGUGUGCAACCUGCGCCCCACCCGCGGAGAAGGUCAGAACUGCAUCGAACAGUAUUAUUAAACACAGGAUAUUGAUAAGUGUAAUCCCCUUAAAGCGGUCAAAUAUAUAAUAGAGCAUGGUGUUGGAUAUGUGGGUAGAUCUGGAGAGACGCAGAUCCCUAACCCCUCUCUCCCUCCCCAGACCCGUCAGAGCUGGGGCAGUCUAUGGCCCCCAUCACCGAGGAGCGGGCCUCUCGCACCCUGUACCGCAUCAGCCUGCUGCGCCGUCUUCGUGAGCGUGUCCUGCCCCACCCCUCCAUGGAGGAGCGCCUGCUGCUGGCCCCACUAAGCUCCGAGCUUCCCGCCUGGUGGAGCACUCCAGCCCACGACCGGGAACUCAUGCUGGGCGCCGCCUUCCACGGCGUCAGCCGCACCGAGCUCUCAGUCUUCUCCGACCCACAGUUCUCCUUCAGCCAGGCCCGCCACGACUACCUCGAGAUCCAGCCCGCCCCUGCCACUCCCCUCCGCCAACCACAGGCAGAGGAGGGCUCCGCCGUCGAGGAGGAGGGGCUGAACAGGGAGUCCGGCCUCCUUGGAGCCUCUGAGGCUCUCGGUCACUCAGAUACUCAGACCACACCCCUCUCUCGCCCUGAUGGGAAGGGCCGAGCCCGGACCGGCUUGGGCUGGAAGAAGAGCAGGGGGAGGGGCCCGAGAAGCAGAGGAAGGAAAGGCGGAAGAAGUGGAGGAGAAGGAGGGAUGUCUGAUUCGGAUUCAGACUCUGAUUCAGGCUCGUCUACCUCCUCCCAGCGAUCAGGCAGCUCUGACGACAGUGGGGACAGUGAUGCAGAAAGGGAGAGAGGUGAGUAAUGGCUGAGAGGGACUGAGCUAGAAGAGUGUGAGGAUUGAAUUAAGACGACACAGGUUGAACAAACGUAUGGUUUUUAUUUUGUUCGGUUUUCAGCUGCUCUGAAGAUGGAGGAAGACGGAGAGAACAGCUUGCUCUCAAUGACUCCAUCUCAAGAUGGUGCGCCACCGGAGUCCCUCACUGACCCCUUCAGGGUUGACUGGCCCAAGGUAUGUGGGGGACGUACUGUCUGUAAUUAUAGAGCGGUGGUUCCCAACCAGGGGUACUAGGUACCCCUGGGAAUACUUGGCUUUUCAACAGGGGGUACGUGAGAAGACUCAUGAGACCAUAGGCUUACUGGUAAAAUGCACAUGUGGGGGUACUUCAGGGGUACUCCGGGCAGAGCAGAAUUCAGUUGGUGGUGUACAGUAACCGAAAAAGGUUGGAAAGCACUGCUAUAGGGUAUGGAUGGGUCCAGAUUCAGUAUGUGGAUGAUGUUCUGGUUCAACAAACAGUAUUGUGUUUGUGUAAAAGCUUGUACAUUAGUACUUAAAAUACAGUAUUAACGGGAAGUUUAAUAUAAACUGUACAGUAAAAGGUUUUGGUUUGUUGUGUUGAUUGACUGGUUGCUCCCUCAGGACCGUGUGUUGAUAAACCGGCUGGAAAGCCUCUGUACGCUGGUGCUGUCUGGGCAGUGGCCAACAGGGCGGCGCUACGCCUCCGACGCCCAGCUAAACCCAGGCUCUGACGACCUAGAGACAGGGGAUGAGCUCAGCUUUGCACGGCUCAUGCGGAAAGGCAACAGCACACCCGGUGGAGAAGGAGCAGACGGAGGGGAAUCUGAGUUCACUGUCAAACUCCUGAAGGUGAGAUGAGAGGAACACACAAAAGAGGGGUUGAAUCAAUUCUGGUCCUGGGCUUUUGUUCUAACCCAGUAAUAACAGCCGAUUCAGCUUUUUAAACCAUUGAAGUAAAUUGGGAUAAAGCAUGGGUGACUGAGGUACAGAUGGGAUGACUCAAUUGUCUGUCCUCUUUCUCCAUCCUACUUUCUUUUACUGUCCAACUCUCUUAGGAGGAGGGGCUGAAGCUGACCUUCUCUAAGCAUGCCUUGAUGUCCAACGGGUCAGGGGGAGAGGGGAGCGGACGCAGGAAGCGUAGGGACCAAGAAGUACGCAUAUACAGAGUAUACCAAACAUUAGGAACACCUUCCUAAUAUUGAGUUGCUCCCCCCCUUUUGUCCUCAGAACAGCCUCAAUUUGUCGGGGAAGGACUCUACAAGGUGUCAAGUGUUCCACAGGGAUGCUGGCCAAUGUUGACUAGAAUGCCUCCCACAGUUGUGUCAAGUUGGCUGGAUGUCCUUUGGGUGGUGGACCAUUCUUGAUACAUGGGAAACUGUUGGCGUGAAAAACCCAGCAGCGUUGCAGUUCUUGACAAAAACUGGUGCGCCUGGCACCUACUACCAUACCCUGUUCAAAGGCACUUAAAUAUUUUGUCUUACUCAUUCACCCUCUGAAUGGCACACAUACACAAUCCAUGUCUCAAGGCUUAAAAAUCCUUCUUUAACCUGUCUCCUCCCCUUCAUCUACACUGAUUUGAAGUGGAUUUAACAAGUGACAUCAGUAAGGGAUCAUAGCUUUCACCUGGAUUCACCUGGUCAGUCUGUCAUCGAAAGAGCAGGUGUUCCUAAUGUGUUGUAUACUCGAUGUAUACAAUACUAGUCCACAUUCUCAUACAGUCAGAGGUUAAGACUGCUCAUAAUACACAGAUACUUGUCUGAGAACAGUAGACAAUAAGUAUACAGAUAUGCAGACAAAGAAACAAACUGACUAAACAAACGACAUACUCAAAUGUUCAUUCAAUGUCUGCAUUUAUCAUACCUCACUCACUCUCUUCCCCCUAGUUGUCAGAUCCAGACGGAGCAGUCCCGGUGGUUGAUGCCAUGACAGGCACAGUGCUGAGUGGGGAGCGGGCCCCUCGACGCAGGGACUUGCCCAACUGGCUGAAGGAGAACCCAGACUAUGAGGUGGCGGGAGACAUGCUGGAGGUAUACUUAUCUAGAAGACUAUGGCUGUCUCUCAAACGAGGCUCUGGACAAAAGUAGUGCACCAUGUGAGAAAUGCAGUAUCAUUUGAGAUUUCCACUGUGGCUGUAGUGACUCUGUCUCCUGCAUCCCCCUAGCUCCUUGGGAACAGAAGCAAGAGGAAAAGGAAGAGGACGGAGAAGGCAGUAGCACUGUCGGGCAGUGAGAAGAUUAAGAUCAUUGAUAUGAGGACAGGAAAGAAGGUGAGAAAUGGCAAAGGAUCAGUGCAUGGGGUUCCUCUCAAAUAAACAUUAAUUUGUGGAUGCUGAUUGCCUGAGGGUUGAUUUUUAUUUAUUUGUUCUUGCUCAGGUUGGGGCUGCGCAUGGACCUAUGCUGCAGGAUUUGAGGGAGUUUCUGGAGGAGAAUGCUGACUGUGCAGUUGCACCAGAAUGGGCUGAGACUGUCCGGAGCUCUGUGAGUACCCUUUAUUAACUUAUUUACAACUCACUUCUUGAAAGGCAGGGGAUAGAUUAUAUUUCAGAUAGUAAAAUAUUUGUCUAUCUUCUUCUUCCAGGGCUUUCUGCCAGACAGCCUCUUCCACCGGCUACUCUCAGCACACUCUGUCAUCCCCAAGAGAGACCGUCACCGCCACCACCACACUCCCCAGCCUGCCCCGCAGGAGGACCCACUCCUGGGCGAAGGUGAAGAAGAGACCCUGGUCUCAGAUGGGGCCUAUAUGAUGGAGGACGAAGAUUUGGAGGAUUCUUCUUUCCUGACUCAAGCCUUUGAUGUUAAGAUGGAAGGUGGCGACAGCUUGUCACAAGGCGGAUAUGAGAGUUCUGACAGGGAGGCCCUUUUGGACGACGUCAUUAUGGCACAGAAGGACUCGGACUCUUCCUCCAGCUCAGAGGAUUGA
This is a messenger RNA of Coregonus sp. 'balchen', 30169 nucleotides long. The record is from the annotation of a GenBank genome assembly. NCBI's taxonomy places the organism in Eukaryota, Metazoa, Chordata, Actinopteri, Salmoniformes, Salmonidae.